Messenger RNA from Pocillopora meandrina, 14066 nucleotides. NCBI's taxonomy places the organism in Eukaryota, Metazoa, Cnidaria, Anthozoa, Scleractinia, Pocilloporidae. The record is from the annotation of a GenBank genome assembly.
GAAGUCUCUUGGGAGGACACCGCUGACAAACUUCCCUACCUUUAAAAUUUUGUUUAUUACAUAAACGUCUUGUUUGACAUGGAAAUUAUGCUCAUGUUUCGCUUGAAUUUUGUAUCUUUGGCUUAAAACUAAGAAGAAAUGAUUCAAGUUAGAAACUUACUUGGAAAGGCUCCCGUCGAAACUAUCGCUCAAAAGGUAAAAAGGUGAAUAAUUCGAGUUAUUUGGAGCAUUGACAAGUAUCAGCUAUUGAGCGAACCACUCCUCCGAGCUCACGAGAGUCAAGUAUUUGAUGCGCUAUGGAUAAAGAAGAUGGUCAUUUCAAAGAAGAGAUCUGCACUCUGACGCCGGGUGAACUAUUCGAUGCCUUUCUUCAAACUACCGAUCUCCAGGAGACGCUAGACGUUUUCCGAAAACUUUGUCAAAGCGUCGACGUGAACCCCCGAAAUCACAAGACGCUAUAUGCUUCCCUCAAGUCCAAAUUAACUUCUUGGAAGUGCAAGUCUCUAUGGACGAAACUAGACAAACGAGCGGAACACAAGGACUACAGAAACAAGCCGUGUGUCAAAAAUAAAGUGCUCAUCAUCGGUGCAGGGCCAUGUGGAUUGAGAUCGGCAAUUGAAGCCGCUUUGCUCGGUGCUUACGUCGUUGUCAUCGAAAAACGAGAUCGUUUUUCUCGCAACAAUGUCCUUCAUCUGUGGCCAUUCUUAAUUGUGGACUUGAAAAAUUUAGGAGCUAAGAAAUUUUUCGGACAGUUCUGUGCUGGAGCCAUCGAUCACAUAAGUAAGUAGUUUUCCUUAUUCCCUUGAAUAUUUGUUACUUCCGGAAUCUUAGACGUACUUACCAAAUAUCAGAGUACAUUUUUGCGUGAGAAAUUAUGGAUCGUUUCAGUAUAUUAUACAAAACAGUUCAGCAAUUAUUGCCGAAAAAAUCGAUCGAAUCUAACCAAACUGACUCUUAACUAUCCGGCAAUGAUCGCUAUUUGGUUUUAAUGCUCAAUUUAAGUCAUAAUUCGUGUGAUUUCUAUCAUGCAUCGCAUUACAUAACUUCUCCUGUUCUCCUCAGUGUGUCAUGACAAGAGUUGAGAUGUAUAUUCUCUGUAGUGAAACAAAAUAUGACUUCUACAAUAACCAUUAGUGAUCAUAAAGGAUUCAAACCUUAAACACAGUUGUUUUUCACUCUUAAACAUAUUUUCCUUUGAAGACAACACGACGCUGAAUUAUUUUUUUCUUCUAAUUAACCCAAAGCGCGGCAAUUAACCUUGUAGAGCGCCGUUCCGUCUCAAAAUAAAUUCUUUAGGAAAUAGCUCUGUAUUUCCUUCUGUUUUGUGAGUAUCUCUCAAGUGACCGUUAUAGGAAGGUUCACGAUGAAUUAUCCGUUUGUGAAUUGUCAGAAUUAAUUUCACAAAUUAGAGACUGCAGGUGGCUUUUUGCGAAUCGGUGUAAGAGUUGCAACAAACCAUUCAGCGCACAAAAAUAGGAACGAGGAAAUGAAUAUCUUUCAGUUCUUCCUCAUCAAAAUGCAGUUAUUUGGCUAAGGAUGACUUAGCCUGAUCCUAAAAACCGUGCAUGGAACAAAAAUUCUGUCCCACUGGUAUUUAAACAAUUUGAAAUUAACUACGCCUCUUUUCCUGCAGUGAUGAAUAAUAAUGCCUCUUGUCGAAUUCAGAUUUUUAGAUUAAAAAUCUAUUUUUAGCAUGCUUUUUGAACAAAUUUAGAACCUUUUUUGGAUAAGGAUAGCUCUUUAUUGUUAAAUUUUAGUAAUGCAAGAAUCAUUUAAAGAGGGAAAAUAACUGGUCUAUCAUCAUUCCUUUUAUCAGGAGGCAAAGUGCCAAUACUUUUGAAUCAUUUUAGUUAGCGAUCAAGUGCUCUCCACUUGAGAAGUAAAUUCAUAUUAUUUACUCAAAGUUCACUAUUGAAACAUUUUGAGUAUCUCCUGGCUAAACAAGAUCUUAUCUGUGCUUGUUAAGCAGGUUGAAAUACUCUGAAUACAGAGACAUGUUUAAACAACAUAAUUAAGUAAUUUUAAUAUCAUGUGCCAAUGAGUGGAACUCCUUAUUUCAGGUAUUCGUAGACUUCAAGUUAUUCUGCUUAAGGUGUCUCUCUUGUUUGGAGUACAAGUUUAUGCCAAAUGUGGAUUCCUUAAUCUAGUGGAGCCAACAGAUGGUAAGUCUGUUUUCAUAUUUCUCUCCUUUUACUGUACAGUUGUUUUUCUUGUUUUUGACUUUGUGGCUCCCAUUGUGUUUGACCUCUGUCAUGUUUGUAAAUCAAACUUUUUUCUCAAGUAAGAACCCCUCUCCCUCUUCCUUGAUUGUUUUUAUAGAGUGUUGAUCCUGUUGGCCAAACUAAGUAGUGUGAAUUUACUAAUUAUUAGGUUUACACAUUUAAAACAUUGAGAAAAGUUAUUUUGUCUUAAUGCUAACUGUCUGUGGAGAUCAUUUUGUCAUUUACAUCUCUAUAAUGCUUGAUAUGGGUUUUUUAAUUUCAGCUCAUGGCUGGAGAGGAAACUUUGACUCACCCUCUCAUCACCUCAAUAAAUUUGAUUUUGACAUUGUGGUGGCUGCAGAUGGCAGGCGUGCUGCAUUGAAAGGUUUUAAAGGAAAGGAAUUUCGUGGCAAGCUGGCCAUUGGUAUCACUGUGAACUUUGUGAACAAAAAUUCAAAGGAAGAGGCCAGAGUGGAGGAGAUAAGUGGGGUUGCUUUCAUUUUCAAUCAACAGUUUUUCCAAGACUUGAAAGAUAGCACUGGUAUUGACCUUGAGAACAUUGUAUACUACAAAGAUGAGACGCAUUACUUUGUGAUGUGUGCAAAGAAGAACAGUUUACUUCAGAAAGGGGUGCUCAAAAAGGUGAGUUUAGACUAGGCAUCAGAAUUUAGAAAAAUAAAGUUACCUUUAGAAGAGUAUUUUCAGAGGUUUAGCCAUUUAAUAGUUGUCUCCCCUCAAUUGCUCAAUUGAGCAUCCUUGAGCCAACACAACCCUUUGUCUUUCCCUUCAUGACUUGUUUGUGGUGUUCACUAAGAACCAGGAAACAAUAAAUAGUGUAUUAUCAGCUCUAACUUAUUGCAAAGCAUCAUGGUUUGUGUGGUGUAUAACACAGGAAGUUCUGCUCUCAAACUUGUCAGUCUUGUAUUCAUGUAACGCAUGUCCCAGGGGAUUUUUUGGUUACAUGUAUUGUUGGUAAAUAAAUCUCUGUUGAGUUUUCUUUACAUCUCAUUCAUAUUUUGAACAUGAAAUGACACCAUACACAACAGUCUGAUUAUUUUAACUAGGUUUAGCCACUGUUUAAAUUCAAUACAGCUGAACCUUUCGGAUCAAUAUUAGUAUCUGGGCAACUUCCCACCUACCCCUCCCCUAACCCAACAUUAACCCUGACUUGUUAUCAAUAGACUGUUGUUGGGUUAGGGGAGGGGUAGGUGGGCAUUUGCUCAGAUACUGAUAUUGAUCCAACCUUUCAUUAUAACAAUUAUUUUAAUUUGUUAACAGUGUCAAUAAAGGGCGGCCAAAAGAUAACAAUGGAAAGACAUUUAUUUAAUUAAAUCAAGCCCCUUAAAAAGAAAACCUGAGGUGCACUGCUAGCAUAAAACCAUAGUGUGGGUUAGACCUUAUGUAAAUAAUUGUGGUCUCAACUCAGUGUUUAGCCCAUAGUACUGACUGUUUUUGUUGUAUGACCUCGCAAAGCUGGUCUUCUUGCUUAGAAUACACUUCACUUUACACCAGAAUUUAUCGGUAACUAUCAGCAUCCUGUAAAUAACUUAUUCAAUAUAAUAAUACAACUGUAUAAAACUGAAUAGAAUUGCCUAAAUUUACUAGUGGAAUGAAACUGACCAAUCCUUAUUGACAAACUGCUUAUCAAGAUGCAGUUUUCUGAUAGUGUACAUGUUUUGUAUAGAAUAAAUUAAACUAAUUAGUUUGAAGCUGCUAAGUAUAAUCUAUGUUUUAUAAACAUGAUCUCUCUGAGAAAAUGUUGACAGCAAUGUCUUGUGAACGCAGGAUAUAACAUGAUCUUUAAUAUUUAAAGUAAAUUUAUAACAUAGCUAGUAAAUUUGUCUAAUCAAAUUCAAUUGUGUGAGCAUGCUUCAUAUUCCCAUUGUGCACGCUCAUGACAUCAGCAAACAAAUCCCUUAAGAAAAAACAUUUUCUCUGCAAUUUUUUUACUUUGGAAUUUUACUAUUAAAAAACUGGUUAAGACUUUGGUGGCAAUUUAAGCUAAACGUGGAAAGUUUUGAGCCAGCUGAUGAGGAAGAACUGCUGUUUACAGCCUAGCGAAAUGUUUUCCUGAAACAAAAUUAUCAAUGCGCUGAAGCGUAGCAGAGGAAAUAUUUACCCUUUUACAACAUGUAAACCAUCAGGUUGAAAAUGCUAUAAAACAAUUGGUUCAUUUGUCAGCGUGCAUUCAUUGAGAUAUGAAGCACUUGGGGAGUUUGGAGAGCACUCAAGAAGCUACACAUCUUCUUUGUGACACACUUAAUUACUGCAAGAACUUGAAAUAUAAUUCUUUACCUUCAUUCACAGGAUUUCCAAGAUGCAUAUGAUCUUCUUCAAACAAGCAACGUGAACCAUGAUAAGCUUCUGGCAUAUGCAAGAGAAGCUGCAAACUUUUCCACAAGCUACCAGCUACCUCAACUAGACUUUGCAAAGAAUCACUACUUCAAGGAAGAUGUAGCAAUGUUUGAUUUCACUUCUUUGUACCACUCUGAACAUGCUGCCAAGAUUUAUGAAAGGAGGGGAAAACGUCUUCUAGCAUUAGUUGUUGGAGACAGCUUAUUAGAGGUAGGUUGAAAUGACAUGAUCCUAUAUUAGCCCCAAACUAAUUUCUCUUUAUCCAGGGGGAAAAAGCGUGGGUCAGGAAGGAUUCAUAUCAAGGGCAUAGAGUGAAAAGGAGAAAAUAAAAAAGGCACAGAAGCCUCGACCUGUGCCUGAUUACAAUUUUUUCUUAAUUUUUAUUCAAACUUUGCCAACAUUUCUUUCAAAUUUUGCUGAUAUACAGCUUCUCCUUUGGCUUAAAUAAAGUUUGAACAAGUAUUUCAUAGACUAGCAAGGAUAUUUGGAAGUAUAGUCAAAAUUUUCACGUUUUGUUUAACGUUGGUUUUAAAAUUCCUAUGUUGUGUUUUGGUUUCUUUCUCCAUAAGCUAAAAAUAUUUUUCACACUUUGGAAGUCCAGAAGUUGCAAAUGAGGUUUGGGUAUUGGUAUUAUGAAUUUCUGGUUAAUUAAUUGUGUCAUGUCUCUGUUUGCAGCCAUUUUGGCCAACUGGCUCAGGUUGUGCAAGAGGUUUCUUGGGAUGUCUUGAUGCUGCCUGGACAAUGAGAGGUUGGGGACUGGGAAGGGAACCCAUUGACCUGCUCACAGAAAGAGACAGUAUAUUCCGGCUUCUUGCUCAGACAACUCCAGAGAACAUCUCCAAGAAUUUUGAGGAGUACAGUAUUAAUCCAGCCACUCGGUACCCAAACUUGAACAAGUCAUGUGUCUCACAGAACAGAGUGAAACAUUUGUUUGAUAACAAAAAAGGACCAAUUGACCAGAUGGAUGGAUCUGAAGCAGAACCCAUGGACACAAGUAAAGACCUCGGCGCUAUUGAGGGAGGAGGUGAGAAAAGUCUUGGGAGGGUGGUUCUGGAGGGAAAGGUUAUGAAUUAAUAUUAUGGGAGUAAUUGUUGCAAUUCCCUUUUAAGAAUCCCUGAAAAGAUAAUGGAAUGUCAGUUUAUAGACAUGACUUGCUCCUAAAGGUUACACCUUGUUUAAGCAACAAACAAUUAAUUCCCACAUAGUUUUUUUAAAGAUUACAUCCCGUGAGUACCAAGAUAAGGUUUAGUGACAGUCAUAAAAAAUAUUAAUGUCAAUGUUUAGUUAAGGAGACGUAGAAACAGUCAAGAUCAAUCAUAAUUCAUUCUGAGAUGACAUAGUCUUCUUUUUUAUGAGCUAGUGGACUGGGGCUUUUCAGAAGGUUGCACAGGGUAUGCUUUAAUAGCAGUAUCAGUUCCAGGAGCCCACCCACUGCAGUAUUCCAGGUUUUCUUUUCUUUCUGGAAAGACGCAACUACCUGACUUGCGGUGAUAUCAGGAAUUUUACUGGCUGACCAUUUUUAGUUGUAUUUAGUGAUAUGGUUUGACAUGACUUGCCCCCACUUGCUUAAAAAAGAUAUUUACUUAGUUAAAGUAGGGUAUUUGAAUAUAUUUGACUGUGAACAAAUAGCACAAAAAUAUGUGAAAAUGGAAUUACUGUCAGUAGCAUAGGAUUAAACUUACAUUUUUGCCAUAAAUUUCAGUUCGUUCUUCAUCCUGUUUCAGUAAAUGCAAGAAUGUUGCUCCGAUGGUGUCAAGAGCAAACCAAGAAGUAUAGGAAUGUGAAGAUCAAUGACAUGUCAACAUCAUGGAGAAAUGGCCUUGCUUUCUGUGCCAUUAUUCAUCGCUACAGACCUGAUCUUAUGUAGGAGGGCUAUUACUCAUGGACUAUUGUGUUUAGACAUGCUAACCUUAGCAUAUGUACUAGUUAGAGUGCAUGUUGACUGCAUUCUGUGCAACAACAACAUCCAGUUGUUUUGUAUCUAUGGUCAUUUCAUACUCAGUUUUUACAUACUUAAAGUCAGUUGAUUUGUACCCAGUUUCAUUGGUUUAUACCCAAACUGCUGGAAUCAUAUUUGCUAGGUAUAAAAUUACUGCAGGUAUCCACCUUAAGGUUCGAUAGGAAACUCAAAGUGCAUACCCAUGAAAAUACAAAUUUAUUAAAUGCAUCCAAACUGACUGGAGGUAAUAAAAAGUGAGUGAUAAAGUUGCUCUUGUUUUUACUUAACAUCUCCUUUUUUUUUCUUUUUGAGAAAGUGGUCAAUCACACAGGGAAGUAUAAUCAUACAUGCUGUAAUUGUUUCUCUUCCCUGGAGAACCAUUCUAUGUACUUUUGCAGUAGGUCUUUGAAGACGACAUCCUAGCUGGUAGUGAGGCUCUUAAGAUCAAUGUGCAAAUUAUAAUGAUUGUGUUAUGAAUGUGUUUCAUUGCAGUGAUUACUCUUCCCUGUCACCUAAGGAUCAUUUGAAAAACACCCAGCUGGUGAGAAAAUUUGUCAAGAACAAUAUGUGUCUCCUACUGUGUUGCCUUGUUCUGGAAGAUGAAAAAUUCAUUUGGUCUAUUAUUUCUUCCUCUUUCAGGCAUUUGAUGUUGCUGAGGAACAUCUAGGAAUCCCCCCUCAGAUUUCUGCCAGUGAGAUGGCCAUGAAAGAAGUUCCUGACACUCUGAUGAUAGUCAGCUAUGUGUCACAGUACCAUGAAGUGUUCAAAAAUGAGACUCCAGGUAAGCUGCAUCUACCAUAAACUACUAAAUGUGAAUAUUAAAUUCAGGUAAUAUUUAGUCUUGAUUCAUAUAGGAGCUAAGGAAAGAGUUACUAGAAUAUUUGUUCUUAAUAUCCGUGCUCUUCAGAGGUAAAGUCUGCAUGCUAGAAUGACUCGUGUAGCUUCCAAAUCUUUGAUGUCUCUUACUGAUACCCUAAGAGAGAAUGGAUGGUGGAGAAUGGAAAAAUAUCAAAUGAACCCGCCAGAUAGUAUGAUGUGUGAAGCACUUUCUUAAUAAAACUGUGGUCAACCUUGGGCAGUUAAGUGAGUGUGGGGUUGUUAUUUUUUUGCAGCCGAGAAGACAACUGAACAGUGGGAAUUCAGAGCCAAGUCUCCACUGUCCAAGCUGUCUGUGUUAACACGAGUGUCUCGUCGGACCCACAAGGUCAGUAGAAGUGAUGUGUUACCAAUUCACAAGGAGGUUUUAUUUGGGUUUUAGCUCGGGACAUUGCAAUCCAUGCAAAUAAACAAGUUGUUGAUACGUGCAAUGUACAAUUACACUGAUGUUGCUAUCCAUGCAUAGGCACACAUGUUAAACACUCCCCACAUAGUGCCUCCAGUUAGCCUAAUGAUAGACUUUAACCGUUUAACUCCAAUGGGUGACCAAGACAGAAUUUUUCCUUACAAUAUCGAUAUGAUAUCAACCAGACAAGUGAGGAGAAUAAAGGUAAAUACUAAUUAGGGGAUUAUUAGAUGAUUUAAUACAAAAUUUUCCGUAGGAAAUUUGUAAGAUUUGUGUGGUGUAAGGAAUUACUGAUCAGAUUUUGGGAGUAAACAGGUUAACUACAUAUUCAUACAUUGUUAAUAAUGUCUAUAUUAGUACGUACGUCCUCCAGAGCUCGUUGUAAUUCAGUGUAGUUGUUGUGUUGUGUAUGUAAUGCGUCGCUGUUAUGGACAGAUCUGUUACCUUGCUAUCUGCUAUUGCGUUUAUUAAUUCUAAUAUCCGCCUAAUGAUGUUUAGUUACAAAUCACGCUAAUGACAUAUAUGUACACUUAGGAAAAGUAUACUCACAAUCUUCUGAAGGUCGCACAUCAGUCUGUAUAGAACUCAGAAAACAGUUUAUAAAUGUCCUUUUUUUUUUUUAGGAGAAGAGGCGAAACGAGGAAAUAUUUGAUACGGUGUCGAAGAGAAGAAAGGCAGCGUCCAAGGUUAAGACCGUUAGAUUUUGACGCAUGUUUGGAUAUAGUCAGAUGCUCGUUCUAGUAAACUGUACGUUUUUUAUGAAUUGGUUCAUGCGCAGUUUGCGUCUAUCGAGGGGAAUGGAUGUACAUGGGAAGUUGGGAGAACCUCUAUCUGGAUCAAACAUACGUAAAGACUAAUGUUUUUAUUUCCGUUUGACAACAGGAGAAUGAGGCUCCCACCCCAAUGGACACUUCCGCCCCACAGGACUCUCUUCAGGCCCCCGCAGUCACUACUGGUAAGACGAGCAAUAGAAUCAGCGCUUUGGCUGCGCAAGUGUUUGGACCCACAGAUGGAAAGAAGGUCAGUGUGUACUGAUCUGAUUGUUUUAUUAUUAAAGGGGAUUACAUGAAAGCUAUAGAGUUUUUUUUCUUCUUUUUAAAUAACCUCAAACCUUUGACUGCGACCCCUCUCCAUUCCCCUUCUGAUUUCGAUGAGGCUAUACAAAGACGAAAAGGUUCGGCUAUUGCUGUUAUGAUAUAUAUUACCCCAAAAGGUCAGAACUGUUUAAAUGCUCUCACCUAAACACACCGUUCGACCAAUGAGAAUGCGCGAAGUGUCUUCGUUUAAUUUUUUUCCAAAUUGUUUGAAAUGCGCAAUUAAUGGAGGUGGCAUGCCUUCUCUGCUCAAAGGAGUGGUAAGCAACUGUAGAGCCAGUACAAGUGUGGCCAAGGUGUAGGUGUGUUUUCAGUGGAGGUAGUAAAGAUUAAUAGUACACAAGCAUUUACCCGUCGAGACAAAAGUAGGCGCUAAAAAUAUUCGUCUCAUUAAAUGGAUGUGCGCCUUUUAUGAGCUGUUAAUGUGCUUAGUUUGAUCAGCGAUAGCUGAUACAAAAUACUUCAUUUGCUGUGGACCAGGAUUUUAUGCCUGUGGAGCAAUUUUAGUGCAAUUCUAUUACAAGUAUUUUCAGUCGAAUCAAGUGCGUUUUAUAUGCCUAAAAUUUUUAUAGUUCAGUUUAGUUUAAGUGUAAUUUACAGAAUUAAAGGGUUAAAAUACUUGUCAAACCUCACGCUUUGAAUAGAAUUUAAGGUUGCCUGCGAAGAAAUUUAAAUCGGACUCCUGUACUAGGAGUUUGAAGUAAACCAAGUUCAAUCUUUGUAUCCAAUUUUUUUUCCUGUUUAGAACAAGGUACCUUCACUGAGGGACUCGAGUGAACACUGUUUCUUCUGCAAUCGUCGUGUUUACCUGAUGGAGAGAUUGUCUGCAGAGGGCCAUUUCUUCCAUCGCGAGUGUUUCUUGUGCGAGGAAUGCGGCUGCACGCUCAGGCUGGGCACUUACUCUUACAUCAGCCCAUCAUCAGACCAGGACAAGGGACACUUCCUGUGUCACCUGCACUAUGAUCAAUUGUUGUACAAGAUGCAGGAGGAACCCGCUGGUAUGUAUUCAAUCACUUAUCUCUCGUCUGUCCUUCCCUUAGCUGUAGGCUUGGUUCUGAAGAGAAUGUUUAUUGUAUUUUAAUCUCAGCUCAGCAUUAGCAGUGGCACUUCCAUGGGUGGUUCCUCGUCGACUGUUUUCCAGGUCAAAUUAGGCUUCGAAUUUUUGCUUGCGGGCAGAAACGAAAAACCGGAGAACUCUGGGAAAACCCUCGGGGUAAGGACGAGAACCAACGACGGAACACGACCCACAAAUGCGGCAAAGCUCGGGAAUCGAAAGCGGGUUACGGUGUUGAGAGGCGAGCACAUUACUACUGCGACUUUCACUCUCUUAAGAAAGCUCCCUUUUUUCCUCUUUUUGGUGUGCAGGACCCCUCUCGUAGUGAUUUUUAGUAUUUCAAAAGAUGUUAUCUCUUUUUGUCUCUUUCCUCGAUUACUAGGAAUUAUUUUUUCCUAUUUUGUCUACAGAUGAACAGGAAGUUACUACUAAAGGCAAACCGAAACUUUUGAAAUCUAAAUCUGCUGCACCGGAAACUUUGUUUAAGAAUGUCGAGUUUACAAUCGACCCUGAUGCAGGAGAACCUGUCAGCUAUAAAACCAAAGGAGAGACUGGUGCUCAAAUGAACGGCUAUCACGAAGAGAAAGAAACGGUCACCGAGGAGAAAGAAGAUCGUCAGAGAGAUCGGUCCUACACCUCUGGGAAGUAUCGACGAUUGGAGGCGCGCCCACUGAGGCGGUCAAGCAUAUCUUCUGUACGAAAAUCCGACGCUACCGUGCGUGAAAAAGGCAAGGGCUACUCGUUUGACGAUGGGCUAGACCAGACAGGGGACGGUAGACGAAGAGUUACCCAGCCACUGAAGAUCCCGUCAAGGAAGGAAGUUCGAAAGUUUGAGGCGGAGGCUGAGUUUCGACCGUCCACGCCUGUUGAGCUGAUAGAUGCCACUAAGGGAAUGACUGUCGUGGACAUCGAUAUGGAGGAGGCGCCUGUUGAGGAGAGAAAGAAAAAGCGAGAGGAAGAGCGAAAGAGCGUCAUUGACGCUGUAAAGACAGCAGCUGCUGGCAAAUCUUGGGCUAAAAGACAAGAAGCUCCAGAGGGAAAGGUUCAGAAGCUUGGAACGCUAGAGAGGAGAAAGGCGAAGUCUCGACGGGCUAUGUAUCCGCCAUUAUCAGUGGUUUUGAAUCCAGAUGAAAAAGAGACUCAAGAGGCAUUAGAAGGAAUUGUUCAAGCGGCCAACGAAACGGAACGCAACCCUCAGAAAAAGAUGCAGCUUAAAAUGGUGGACAUUUCGCUGGAUGAUGACACCCCGAUUCCUUCUUCUGAAAGGAAAGCUGCUGGUCAAACGAAGGCUGGCCCGAAGACGGUUUCAGUAGCAACCAAGAAUGAGCCAACUCCAUCACCCAGAUCGCCAACCUCACCAACAUCACCGGGGAACAAAAAACCUCCCGCAGGAUCUCUUGUGGCUGCACGGACGGCCAGAUUAACCAAUUUGAUCGCCAAUGACUUCCGUCCUCCAACAGUGAAAGAUAAAUGGGCCGAAAGAGAGGAAUGGAAGAAAUCGAGUCCAGUCAAAAACGACGCUGUGAAGAAGUUUGGGAAAGAGGAAGAAUUUGAGCCCACAGCCAGUCCUGGCGCUCAGCGGCGCUCGUUACCCAGAGUUCCCUCAGAGGAACCUUUUCACUCUACAAAGGAGACCACCAAGAUUGUUCAGCGCAAGCCGACAGGAAAGCCAAGGUUUCGGUUGGGUAAAGUUAGAAAGGAAAUUGGAGAAGAAAAAGAGGAGAAAAUCGGGAAAGAUUCAGUAGAUAUGGGAUUUGUGGUUCUUGAUCUGCACGAUGGUAUUAGUACGCCUGAGAAAGGUAUGUGGCAAACAGUUGUGUACGCAUGCAGCAGUUCAAACAUCCACAUUGCUGACCUAUCUUGAUCUGAUGCGAUGCAGAUCAUUUAAACUUCGAGUACUGAAGUUUGCCUGCAAUAAUGAAUGCAGGUUACUUAUUUGCAACCGCAAUGAUGACGAAAAAACAUGUUGUGUGACAAGUCUUUUUCUUUUUUUCAAUUUAUGACUCGUUGUUGUCCAUCCAGCUCUUUCUUCCCUCUUCUAACUCUUCAAAAUCUGCUUCUAUUUACUCUUAGAAGAAGCACUGAAUCUGAAAAAAGACGAUUCAGGAUUGUUCUCUGAAUCGAGUGGAGAUGAAAUGCUGGAUGAUAGUCCCAAAUUGCAACGAACAAAUGCUCGGCGGUUCGGCAAGGUAAGGUAUCUACUAUCAAUAUACAUUCUUUUGUUAGGUUCAUCUCAAUCACAGUACUUCUUGAUUUUAGGGUGUCCACUCCAAUUUACCUGGUAUUAUAGGAAAUAUUGUUUUCACUAUCGCUUGCGUAUGUAGCUUAAAUUUAGUGAAACCUACUUUUUUAAAAUUAAAUGUUUAUAACUGCUCGUUCAUAUUCCAGCCGGGAAGACGUGACACCGAGAUGCCGGAUGAUAAAGUGAAGCGACGAGAGCAAGCCAAGAUUCGUAGCGCGAUGAAGCAGCGAGAAUCGAAGCGACUGCGCAUGGCACAGUCAAUACAACGAGAACUGGAGGAAGUGGCCGUCAAACAAGCCGACUUAGAGCGUGAAGGAGUCGUUGUUGAGAAGACGCUCAGACAAGGAAACAGUGAGUUUCAAACGGUUACCCAGAGAAGUCUCUGCGGAACUUAAAGCUAACUGAUUACUUGAGUAGUCUGGUCACACAGAGUUCCCAUUUUCUCGGGAAGGAAAUAGAUUACAUGACUCUCCAAAUCCUUUUCCGCUUUGAGGCCGUUUUUCGUUUCGUCUCGCGGCGCUCUCUCCGCGACCAAAGAACAUCUACGAGGGAACCAAUUCAAGUGAAAGAAAGUUGCUUAGCCAAGAUUUCGUUUAUAACAAUCUUAUGAAACCACUUUCGUAGCUAAUCUACGGAUGUUAUUAUUUGGUUCAAGGCAGUUCACUGCGAUAUUAAUUAAUCUCUAUUUUAAAUCUUAGAUCAUUCAUUGGAAUUAUUCUGAGACGGCUUGUCUCACAAUGAAAAACGUUGGCGGCAAACGUUUCAUUGAAUUUGUAGAUUAUUGAUCUUGGUUUCGUCAUUGAGAUCUUGACUCGCCUUUCAUGUUUUGAACAGAUUCUGGUUCAGAGGAACAGCAGCUGAUGCUUCAGUGGUUCAAACUAGUGAACAGAAAGAACGCGCUGAUUCGAUAUGAGUCAGAACUGGUCAUUCAGUGAGUAUAAAGGGCCGUCAAACCGCUCUAAUAUGUUUCUAAAAUGUACUUCGCUCUAAUCUGUUAGCCUUUCUUCGGCCUUUCUGAUCCUUCGUCAAAUAAGCACGAAAAACUACAGGUACUUGGUUAUAGCCGGUUGCACGCUCCCUGGAGCCUGUGUCACCCACAAAGUAGUCUUAUUCUAUCCUUUUUUUCUGGAUUCAAGACUUCUUUUUUCUUCCCGGUUUGCACUGUAUUUUGCUGUGUGCUUCGAUCAAUUAUGAUCGUAAGUUAUUUAGGAGUGACGGGUAAUAGAUGCCGGAAAAAUGAAUAAUUGCCCAAUUGAGUUAAAAAAAAAAUCGCGAACCUUGUAGGAUUUGUAACGUAGAAAGGCAACAGGCCUCGUUAGAUAAUAAUAAAUGCAGCGUGAAUCCAAGAGAGUCUCAAUUUUUGUCUGUUUUAUUUACAGGGCAAACUCCAUUCAGCUUGAGGACCAACAAGGAAGACUAGAGCAGGAGAUUAGAGAACUCCUCAUGAAAGAUGGUAAGCUACACUGAUUGGUAUCCUUUUAAAAGAAUUAUGGCUGAAAUUAAAUGUUUGUAUUUAUUUAUUUAGAUCCAAGAAAGGAUGACAACAGAUCCAUACAGAAGAAGACCAAACAGCUUGUAGAUAUUGUGGAGCAGAGGAACGCAUUAGUGGAACUGUUGGACGAGGAGAGAAAGAGGUUUGUUGGACUGUGGAGAGGGGGGGGUCUUUUCCACCACUAUUGGUCUCUGAAAUAGUAGUUUUCAACUUCCUUCAGUAGUUCUGUGAUGUCUUUGACCACUUUGAACGCGUCGCCUCCUGGUGGGGUCGGAAAAAGAUUGUAUUUUCCUAUAGCGAACUUGGACAUUUUUGGUUGGAAGGACUGUGUUUUGAUUUAAACUUUCUCUCGCAGAGAGCAAGAAGAAGACAGGCUUUUUGAUGCCAUGAUUGAAGCGAAAGGUUAG